Strongylocentrotus purpuratus (purple sea urchin) is the source of this 1844-nucleotide messenger RNA. RefSeq names its product hyalin-like. The record is from RefSeq and is a predicted model, not a curated record. Bases 27 to 1820 code for a protein of 597 amino acids. The transcript has 9 exons. NCBI's taxonomy places the organism in Eukaryota, Metazoa, Echinodermata, Echinoidea, Camarodonta, Strongylocentrotidae.
CGCUGUUCAACACGGAUUCUGCAUUCAUGACCUGGAAAACUGACAAAAAUAUUGAGCUACAGGGCUUUGAAGUUACUUGGACGACAAUAUUUGAUAGAACGCCACCUGUUGCCACAUGCCCUGCGGAUAUCCUGCGGGAGGUUUCAUUAAGUCAAACGAGGAUUCAAGUCUUCUUUACUGCACCUACUGCAAUAGACAACAGUGGACAAGUCCCGACAAUUACUUCUCAAUCUCAUGCAACAACGGAUUUCUUUGACCUUGGUAACACACAAGUUACCUGGACCUUUGCUGAUGCCAAUGGAAAUCAAGAUUCUUGCAGCUUCAAUGUCAUUAUUGUACAAGUUGAUAGAACGCCACUUGUUGCCACAUGCCCUGCGGAUAUCCUGCGGGAGGUUGGAUUAAGUCAAACGAGGAUUCAAGUCUUCUUUACUGCACCUACUGCAAUAGACAACAGUGGACUAGUCCCGACAAUUACUUCUCAAUCUCAUGCAACAACGGAUUUCUUUGACCUUGGUAACACCCAAGUUACCUGGACCUUUGCUGAUGCCAAUGGAAAUCAAGAUUCUUGCAGCUUCAAUGUCAUUAUUGUACAAGUUGAUAGAACGCCACCUGUUGCCACAUGCCCUGCAGAUAUCCUGCGGGAGGUUGGAUUAAGUCAAACUAGGAUUCAAGUCUUCUUUACUGCACCUACUGCAAUAGACAACAGUGGACUAGUCCUGACAAUUACUUCUCAAUCUCAUGCAACAACAGAUUUCUUUGACCUUGGUAACACCCAAGUUACCUGGACCUUUGCUGAUGCCAAUGGAAAUCAAGAUUCUUGCAGCUUCAAUGUCAUUAUUGUACAAGAAACUGUUGGAAACCAGGCACCGCAGCUUUUCAAUUGCCCAGCAUCUGCUUCUGGAGUUUUAAUUUCACCAGCAAACUCAGUUGCUGUAUUCUGGACACCACCCACUGCAACUGAUGAUUCUGGCACACUAGCAAUAACAGCUUCUUUCCAACCUGGUAGUCAGUUUUUUGGUGGUGUAACUACGGUUACGUACACAGCAAGGGAUGCAGCUGGGCUGACAGAUAGCUGUUCAUUCCGGGUCACAGUUACACAAGAGGAAAAUAUACCACCACAAGUGAUGUGUCCUGCAGACAUUCAGCAGACUGUGAUAGUAGGCUCAAAUGGUACUUACGUAACCUGGGACCCUCCUGUUGUAUCGGAUAACUCUGGCACGGUGGUGUUUGUAUCGUCCUCCUCCAGUUCUGGUGACCUCUUCACCGUUGGAGUGACUCCAGUCACGUACACAUAUUCUGACUUCUCUGGCAACUCAAACAGCUGCACGUUCACAGUCACCAUUAACACAGGUACCCCCUGCAACCCAAAUCGCUGUCAGAAUGGUGACUUAUGUGUACCAACAGAUCUGACUAACUACCAGUGUAUCUGCAGAGAAUGCCUUUCAGGGACCAACUGUGAGACAAAAAUGAUCAGCAUUAUCGCUGUGGGCAUACUGCUUGCUUUUGUUGCCUUGUAUGGUCUUAUCAUAACAUUGAUGUACCUGCAUCUCAGACGCUCUAACAUCGCUCUAAAGCAGUCGGUCAGUGACAGAGAGGGCCAGGAACUCGAUCCCUACACGUCCUUAGAUGCAACAACUAUGAAGCAGGCAGCCUACGAGGACAUAAACGCAACUAGAGAUGGAAAUAGAGGCCACACAAAUGCAAUUGAGGGGUUAGAAAAUGAAAAUCAAACAAUAGUGAAGCAAACAAAUGGAGUGAAGAAAUCAAACUUAGGAGUGGCCAAUGGAAAUACUGAGCCGGAGUACGAAUUUAUUCCAUGAAGUACCGGUAGGACACAGAACGAG